GGGCUGUAAUAUAAUUUAAAUUCUCCCAACAGUAUUAUCAAAGAUCCCUUUUGGCUUCUUGCUUGACAGCAUUAUUUGUCCUUUUGAUAAUAGCUAUGUUAACUGCAGUGAGAGGAUCUUGCAUUGUGGUUUUAAUUUGCAUUACACUGAAGAUUGAUAAUGUUGAGCAUUUUUUUUCAGUUACCUCUUGGUCAUGUGUGUGUAUUCUUUGGAGAAAUGGCUACUCUAUUUGCCCAUUUACAAAAUCAUAUUGCUUCUUUUCUUCUGAUGAUUUGACAUUGCUGCCACAUCUAUAUUUUCAAAAUAGUUUCUGUCCUUCUAAAGGUUUAAAAAUCACUCUUUUGAUGGUUUCCUUUAGUGUGCAGCUUUUUUAGCUGGAUGUAAUCUCUUAUCUGUUUAUGCCUUUAUUCCUUCUGCUCCUGAGAUCUUACUCUAAAUCUUUAAUCAGACCAAUGGCCACAAGAAUAUUCACAGUGUUUUCAUUUAGUACUUUUAUAUUUUCAGGUCUUAGAUGUAUGCAUAUCAUUUAUUCAGGUUUUACUGUUGCAAAUGAUCACAGGGGUGUAGGUUCGUUCUUCUGCAAAUGAUUAACUAAUUUUCCAAGCACUAUUGAUUGAAUACACUGUCCCUUCCCCAGUCUACAUUUAUGGCACCUUUCUUGAGAAUAAGUUGACAGUAAAUGACUGAGUUUAUUUCUGGGGUCUCUGCUCUGUUCCAUUAAUCAUGUAUCUCAUUAUGCCAAUAUCAUGACAUUCAUUUUUUGAUGGGAAGAGCAUUCAAUCUCUCUACCAUUAUAGUCAAUAUUUACACUUUAAUAAAAUUACACUUCAAAUACAUGAGCAUGAAAUACUUUCUCAUUUCAUUGUUUCCUAUUCAAUAUCCUUCAUCAAUCCUUUAUUGUUUUCCUUGUAGAGAACUUUCAUCUCUUUCAUUAUUUUACUACUUCACAUUUUUUAUAGCUAGGAAAUAAAAUUGUUUCUUAAUUUCUUUUGCAGAUUAUUUACUGUUGGCCUACGUAAAUGCUAUAGAUCUUUCUAAGAUUAUUUAGUAUUCUACAUAUACUUUAAAUUCCUCAUUGAAUGUUCUUUAUUUCAUAAUAUUGUGUACUUACUCUGGCUAGAACGACUAGGCCGGCAUGGAGUAAGUGUGCUUGUCUUGUUCCAGAUAUUAGUGGAAAAUAUUUCAGUUGUUCCUCAUUCAGUAUGAUGUUAGCAAAUUUACUGUUGUUUUUAAUUUUAGGCAUACUCUAUGAAGUUCGUUUUAGUGAAAAUGAUGUAUUUUUAAUAGUUGUAUGUAUUAUGUUAUAUAUAAUAGUUGCAUAUAUGUACAUAUUUUGGGGACAUAUGAUAGUUUGAAACAGAUCAAACCAGGGUAAUGGAAAUGGCCAUUACCUCAAAGAUUAUCAUUUCUCUGUGGAACAAUAACUUCCACUGUGUGGCUAUAUUGAAAUGCCCAAUAAGUAAUUAUCAACUAUACUUGCCCUAUUCUGCUCCACCAAGACAGAUCUUAUUCCUACUAUCAACCUCUACUUUGUACCCUUUGACCACAUUUUCUUUGUCCCUCCAUCCUUACUACACUUCCAAGCCACUGAUAACCAUUACCCUACCCUCUAUCUUCCAUAAAUCCAGGAAGGCAUUUAUUUUAGCAAACACAGGAGUGAGAACAUAUAUUUGCUUUUCUGUCUGCCUUAUUAAACUUAACAUUAUUUCAAACCACUUCCAUCUAUGUGGCUGCAUAUUACAUGUCAUUCUUAUUUAUGGCUGAAGUAUACUGCAUUGUAUAUAUGACAUUUUUUACAUCCAUUCAUCCACUGAUGGACACUCAGGGUGACUCCAUAUCCUAGUUACAGUGAAUAUUAUUGCCAAAAAUAUGCCACUGCAGGUAUGUCUUCAAUAGGCUUAUAUUAUUUCUUGUGGAUGUAUGCCCAACAAGAGAAAAGCUGGAUAAUAUAGUUCAGAUAUUAGUUGUAUUAGAAAACUCAAUUAUUACAGAAAGUCUGUACUAAUUUACUUUCCCCUAACAGUGUAUGAGAAUUCCCUUUCACCUUCAAUAGCACCAAAAUCUGUAAUUUUUCCUUCUCAUGUUAUCCUUUUUUCCUUUUCAUAUUAUCCAUUUAUAUUGUGGUUGUGAUUUUCAGGUCUCCAAUGAUUAGUGAUGUUGCACCUUUUUUAACAUUCAUAAUGGUCAUUUUCAUGUCUUCACUUGAGAAAGGUUUCUGCAAACUGUUUUUUUCAUUUCUAAAUCCUAUUGUGGUUUUGCAUCCAAAUUAAGUGGUUUGAGCUCCUUAUGUUUUCUGGAUAUUAUACCCUUCUUACAAGGGGUUUGUAUUGACAGCUUAUAAAUAUUUUAUAUCAUUAUGUAUAUAACCUUUUCACACUCAUCAGUUUCCUUUGCUGUACAAAAGUAUUUUAGUUUCGUAUAUCCCAUUUAUUUAUUUUGCUAUCACUGACCAUUCAUUUGAAGUCCUAUUCAUAAAUGUUUUCCAGAGGAAUACUUUGAAAUAUUUAGCCCUAACAUUUUUCUAUUAAUGUCAUAUAAGCUGCUAAUAUAUUUAGGUAUUUCCUCCAUUUUGAUGUAAUACAUGCAAAGCAUGUAAUGUAGUAGUCUAGAUUCACUCCUCUACAAAUAAAUAUCCAGUUUUCCCAGGACUAUGUACUGAAGACAGUCCUUUGCAAAUACCAUGUUCUUGACAUCCUGUCAAAAAUGAGUUAAAUUCAAAAAAAGAAGAUUUCAGGUCAAUAUCCCUGAUGAACAUAGAUUUGAAAAUCCUCAAUAAAAUACUGGCAAACCAAAUCCAGUAGCACAUCAAAAAGCUUAUCCACCACAAACAAGUUGGCUUCAUCCCUGGGAUGCAAAGCUGGUUCAAUGUACACAAACCAAUAAACGUAACCCAUCACAUAAACAGAACCAAUGACAAAUAUCACAUGGUUAUCUCAACAGAUGAAGAAAAGGCCUUCAAUAAAAUUCAACACCCCUUCAUGCUAAAACUCUCAAUAAACUAGGUAUUGAUGGAACAUAUCCCAAAAUAAUAAGAGCUAUUUAAUACAAAUCUACAACCAAUGUCAUAGUGAAUGGGCAAAAGUUGGAAGCAUUCCCUUUGAAAACCAGCACAAGACAAGGAUGCCCUCUCUCACCUCUCCUAUUUAACAUAGUAUUGGAGGUUCUGGCCAGGGCAAUCAGGCAAGAGAAAAAAAUCAAGGGUAUUCAAAUAGGAAGAGAGGAAGUCAAAUUUCUCUGUUUGCAGAUGACAUGAUUGUAUAUUUUAAAAAUUCCAUCACUCAGCCUAAAAUCUCCUUAAGCUGAUAAGCAACUUUACUAAAUUCUCAGGAUACAAAAUCAGUGUGAGAAAAUCACUAGCAUUCCUAUAUACAGAUAAUAGAGAGCCAAAUCAUGAGUGAACUCCCAUUCACAACUUCUACAAAGAGAAUAAAAUACCUAGAAAUACAACUUAAAAGGGAUAUGAAGGACCUCUUCAAGGAGAGCUACAAACCACUGCUCAAGGAAAUAACAGUGGACACAAGCAAAUGGAAAAAUAUUCGAUGCUCAUGGAGAGAAAGAAUCAAUAUCACAAAAAUGGCCAUCCUACCCAAGUAAUUUAUAAAUUCAAUGCUAUCGCCAUCAAACUACCAUUGAGUUUCUUCACAGAAUUAGAAAAAACUACUUUAAAUUUCAUAUGGAACCAAAAAAGAGCCCGUCUAGCCAAGACAAUCCUAAGCAAAAAGAAUAAAGAUGGAGAAAUGAUGCUACCUGACAUGAAACUAUACUACAAGGCUACAGUAAACAAAAGAGCAUUGUACUGGCACUAAAACAGAUAUAUAGACCAAUGGAACAGAACAGAGGCAUCAAAAAUAACACCACACAUCUCCAACCAUCUGAUCUUUGACAAACAUGACAAAAACGAGCAACAAGGAAAGGAUUCCCUAUUUAAUAAAUGAUGUUGAGAAAACUGGAUAGCCAUAUGCAGAAAACUGAAACUGGACCCCUUCCUUGCACCUUAUACAAAAAUUAACUCAAGAUGGAUUAAAGACUUAAUGUAAGACCUAAAACCAUAAAAACCCUAGAAAAAAACCUAGGCAAUACCAUUCAGGACAUAGACAUGAGCAUAGGUAAAGACUUCAUGACUGAAACACAAAAAGCAAUGGCAACAAAAGCCAAAAUUGACAAAUGGGCCCUAAUGAAACUAAAGAGCUUAUGCACAGCAAAAGAAACUAUCAUCAGAGUGAAGAGGCAACAUAUAGAAUGGGAGAAAAUUUUUGCAGUCUAUCCAUCUGACAAAGGUCUAAUAGCCAGAAUCUACAAAGAACUUAAACAAAUUUACAAGAAAAAAACAAACAACUCCAUCAAAAAAUGGGUGAAGAAUAUGAAGACACUUCUCAAAAGAAGACAUUUUUGCAGCCAACAAACAUAUCAAAGAAAGCUAAUCAUCACUGGUUAUUACAGAAAUGCAAAUCAAAACCACAAUGAGAUACCAUCUAAUGCCAGUUAGAAUGGUGAUGAUUAAAGUCAGGAAACAACAGAUGCUGGAGAGGAUGUGGAGAAAUAGGAACGCUUUUACACUAUUGGUGGGAGUGGAGAUUAGUUCAACCAUUGUGGAAGACAGUGUGGUAAUUCCUCAAGGAUCUAGAACGAGAAAUAUCAUUUGACCCAGAAAUCUCGUUAUUGGGUAUAUGCCCAAAGGAUUAUAAAUCAUUCUACUAUAAAGACACAUGCACAUGUAUAUUUAUUGCAGCACUGUUCACAAUAGCAAAGACUUGGAACCCACCCAAAUGCUCAUCAAUGAUAGACAGGAUAAAGAAAACAUGGCACAUAUACACCAUGAAAUACUAUGCAGCCAUAAAAAGAGAUGAGUUCAUGUCCUUUUCAGGGACAUGGAUGAAACUGGAAACCAUCAUUCUCAGUAAACUAACACAAGAACAGAAAACCAAAUGCCGCAUAUUUUCACUCAUAAGUGGGAGUUAAACAAUGAGAAAACAUGGACACAGGAAGAGGAACAUCACACACCGGGACCUGUCUGGGGGUGGGGGUCUAGGGGAGGGAUAGCAUUAGGAGAAAUACCUCAUGUAGCUGCCGGGUUGAUGGGUGCAGCAAACCAUUUCUUUUCUUUAAGCUCUCAUUUCAGGUUCAGGGUACACAUCCCGGAUUGCUAUAUAGAUAAAUUGUAUGUCAUGGGGUUUGGUGUAGAGAUUAUUUCAUCACCCAGAUAAAAAGCAUAAUACCCAAUAGGUUCUUUUUCGAAUCUAAUCCAUCCUUUCACUCUCCACCCUCAAGUUAACCCCAGUAUCUGUUGUUUCCCUUUGUGCCCAUACAUUCUCAUUUAUUUAAGAGAAUAUGCAUUAUUUGGUUUUCUAUUCCUGGGUUAGUUUGUUUAGGAUCAUGGCCAACAGCAACAUCCAAGGACAUGAUCUCAUUCUUUUUUAUGAUGUUGUAGUGUACCAUGCUGUAUAUGUAUGUUUUCUUCAUACAGUCAACCAUUAGUGGCUAUUAAGCUUCACUUCAUAUCUUCACUAUUAUCAAGAGUUCCCCAAUGGACAUGCACAUUCAUGUGUCUUUAUGGUACUAAAAUCUAUACUUCUUUUGGUAUAAAACCAGUAAUGGGAAUCUGGCAUCAAACGAUACUCUGGUUUGAUAUUUUCUGCAAAAUCACCAAGCUGCUAUCCACAAUGGAUGACAUAAUUUAUAAUUCAACAAGCAAUCUUUAAGCAUUCCCUUUUAUCUGUAAACUCGACAACAUACUAUUUUUGACUUCUUAGUAAUAGUCCUUCUGGGUGGUGUAAGACAGAAAUGCAGUGUGGUUUUAAUUAUCAUUUCCCUAUGGAUUAGUGAUGUUGAGCAUUUUGACAUAUGAAUCCUGGAUGCAUGUAUGUCUUCCUUUGAAAAAAUGUCAAUGUACUUUUUCAUCUUUUCAAUAUGGUUAUUUUUCCCUGUUAAGUAGCUUAUAGAUUCUGGAUAUUAGAACUUUCUCAGAUGCAUAUUUUCAGAUAUUUUUCCCAUUCUGUACAUUUUGUGUUCACCAUUGAUAGAUUCUCUUGCUGUGCAGAAUCUCUGUAGUUUAAUUAGGUUCAAUUUGCCAAUUUUUGUUUCUGCUGCCAUUACAUUUGGAAUCUUCAUCAUAAAAAUUUUCAAAACCUAUGUUCAGCAUGGUAUUUCCUAAAUUAUAGCUUAGCAUUUUUAUGGUAUUAUAUUUUAGAUUUAAGCCCUUACUCUAUAGAGUUAUUAUAUGUAAUGAAAAGAAGGGGUCCAGUGCCAACAUUGAAUAUAUAUAGCUAGUCAGUUAUACCAGCAGCAUUUAUUGAACAGGAAGUCCUGUCUGCAUUGCUUAUUUUGUCAACUUUGUUAAGAAGCAGAUGACUGUUAGUGUACAGCUUUAUGUUCUAUAUUCUGCUCCACAGGCCUCCAUGUCUAUUUUCGUACAAGUAUCAUGCUGUUAUGCUUACUGUAAUCUUGUAGAAUACUUUCAAUUCAGGUAAUGUUAUACAUCUAGGUUUGUCUAGAAAUUGCCUUGGCUAUUUGGGCUUUCCAUUCCAUAAGAUUUUUUUUUUUUUUUUUUUUUUGAGACGGAGUUUCACUCGUUACCCAGGCUGGAGUGCAAUGGCGCGAUCUCAGCUCACCGCAACCUCUGCCUCCUGGGUUCAGGCAAUUCUCCUGCCUCAGCCUCCUGAGUAGCUGGGAUUACAGGCAUGCGCCACCAUGCCCAGCUAAUUUUUUGUAUUUUUAGUAGAGACAGGGUUUCACCAUGUUGACAGGAUGGUCUCGGUCUCUUGACCUCGUGAUCCACCUGCCUUGGCCUCCCAAAGUGCUGGGAUUACAGGCUUAAGCCACUGCACCCGGCAAGAAUUUUUAAAGGUUUUGUUAAUUCUGCAAAGAAUGUCAUUGGUAGUUUGAAUCGCAAUUAAUGUAUAGAUUGCUUUGGGGAUUACAACAAUUUUAACAAUGUCAUUUCUUCCUACUUGUGUCAGCUAUGAUUUCCUUCAGUAGUGUUUUAUAAUUCUUAUUAUACUGAUAUUUCACCUUCCUGGUUAAAUGGAUUCCUGGGUAAUUUAUGCUUUUUUGUGGCUAUUGUGAAUGGGUUUGCAUUCUUUAUUCAACUCUGACCUUCGAUGUUGGGGCUGUUUAGAAAUGCUAAGUUUCAGACUGAUUUUUAUACUGAAACUUUUGGAUCUUUUGUAUCUAAUCUAGGAGCUUGGGGCUUUGAGGUUUUCUAUGUAUAAAUCAUGUUGUCUGCAGAGAUUCUUUUAUUUCUCUUCCUAUUUGGAUGCCUUUUCUUUCUAUUCACUGCUCUGGGUAGAAUUUCCAGUAGUAUGUUGAAUAGGUGUGGUAAAAGUGGGCAUCCUUGUCUUGCUCUGAUCAUAAAAAGAAUGCUUCCAACUUCUGCCAGUUGAUUAUGAGAUUGGCUUUGAGUUUGUAAAAGAUGGGUCAUUAUUUUGAGAUGUUUCUUUAAUGCCAAGUUUGUUGAGGGCUUAUAAAAUGAAGUAACGUUAAGUAAAUUGUAUUAAACUUUUCUGCGUCUAUAGAGAUUAUCAUGUGGUUUUGGUUUUAGCUCUGCUUAUGUAAUAAAUCACUUUUUUUCCCGUUUUGUAUGUUGAACUAACCUUGCAUCACAGAAAUAUAGCCUCCUUAAUCACAGGGGAUUUGCUUUCUGAUAUGCAACUGGAUUAGGUUUGCUGGUAUUUUCUUGAGAAUUUUUCCCUUUAAGUUCAUCAGGGAUAUUGGCCUGAAGUUUUCUGUUGGUGUUGUGUCUUUGCCAAGUUUUGGUAUCAGGUAAUGCUGGCUUCAUAAAAUAGUUAAGGGAGGAGUCCUUCCUCCUUGAUAUUUUGGAAUAGCUUGAGUAGGAAUUUCACUAGCUUUUCUUUACAUACCUGGUUGUAUUCAGCCAUAAAUCCUUUGGGUCCAGGGCUUUAUCUUGUUGAUAAGUUUUUAUUACUGAAUCAGUUUAAAAAUUGGUUAUCUUAGUUAUUUCUUACCUGCUGCUAGCUUUGGAAUUAGUUUACUUGUUUUUUAGUUCCUCUGCUUGUGAUGUGAGCAUGUUAAAUUUAAAUAAUGAACUUGUUAAUUUCUGCCUUUUCAUUAUUUAUACCAAUAUAAUUAAGGAUAAAGUUGUUUAAUUUCCAUGUAAUUGUAUAAUUUUAGGUAAUCUUUGUGUGUGUGUGUGUUGAUUUCUGUUUUUAUUGUGUUCUGGUCCAAAGAUCUGUUUAGUAUGAUUUUGCUAUUUGAAUUAAUAGGACUGUUUUAUGAGCCACUGUGUGGUAGACUGUAGAGUAUGUGCUAUGUGCAGAUGAGAAUGUGCACUCUGUGGUUUUGGGUGGAGAUUAAUAUGGAUGUCUGAUAGGUCCAUUUGGUCAAGUGUCAAGUACAGAAUCAAAAUAAGUUAGAUUUCCGCCCCAGUGACCUGAUUAAUAGUAUCAAUGGGUGGUCAAGUUUCCCACUCGUCUGCUUAUCUAUGUUUCUUCAAAAGUCUGUAGGAACUUUUUACAAAUGCGCAUAAUCCUGUGUUCAGUGCAUAUAUAUUUUGGUUAGGUGUUCUUGUUGAGCUGAAGCCUUUAUGAUUAUAAAAUACCUUUGUCAUUAUUGAUAAUUGCUGUUUUAAAGUCUGUUUUCUAUGAAAUUAGAAUAGCAAUGUGUCUCUCUUCCUUUUUUGUUUGCUUGGUAGAAUUUUAUCCAUCUCUUUACCUUGAACAAAUGGGUGCCAUUACUUCUGAAAUUGGUUUCAGCAACAGUAUAUACAGUUGGGUCUUCUUUAUACAACUUGCCUCUCUUCAUCAAUUAGGACAGUAACCUAUUUAAGUUCAAACUUAACACUGAUAUGUGCAUAUUUGAUUCUGUAUUACUAUUAGCUGGUUGCUGAUUAUUCUGCAGAGUUAAUUGUGCAUUUGGUUUAUAGUGUCAGUGGUCUGUGUACUUAAAUGGGUUUUUUGGUGGCCAGUAAUUGUCAUUCCUUUCCAUAUUGAGCACUCACUUAAAGAUGUCUGGUAAGGCAGGUCUGGUGUUAAUGAAAUGCCUUGGCACUUGCUUGCCUAUAAAAGAUCUUAUUUCCCUUUCACCUAUAAAGCUUAAUUUGGCUGAAUAUGAAGUUACUGGUUGGAAUUACUUAUUAAAAACACUGAAUAUAGGUAUCCAUAUCUUCUGGCAUACAGGGAACCUACUGAAAGGUAUGCUGUUAGCCUGAUGGGCUUCCCUUUGUAGUCUACCCAGCCCUUCUCUGUAGUUGAUUUGGACAUUUUCUUUCAUUUCAAUCUGAUAGCUGUCUGGGAGACAGUAUUUUACAGGGUUGUCAGAAUUUCCUGAAUUUAAAUUUUGGUAUGUCUAGCAAGGUUGCAGAAAAAUUCACAGACAAACUAAAAAGUUGCUUGCUUUCUCUGCCUUUUUUGAGAAUGUCAGUGACUCAUAGGUUUGAAUGCUGUGUUGCACAGAGAUUUUGUUCAGUUUUUAAAUUCUUUUUAAAAUAUUUGACAACUAAUUCAACUAAACAGUCCUGGUGCUCUGAGACUCUCCUCAGCUUCAUCUACUCUGUCAAUACUCCCAAUUAUAUUACAUAAUUAUGUAGUGUGCUUUUCAGCUCUACAAGAUCAAUUUGCCUCUUUGUUGAAAUGGGCAUUUCAGUUUCUAACAUCUGUAUUGUUUUAUUAUUUUCCUUAGAUUCUUUAGAUUCAGUUUCAACGUUCUUCUGAAUCUCAAUGAUCUUCAUUCAUACCCAUAUUCUUAACCCUGUCAUUUAAUCCAUCUCAGCCUGGUUAAGAACAUCUGCCAGAGAGCUAGUGUGACCCUGUGGAAGCCAGAGUUUGGAACUCUGGAUUUUACAACUGCCAGAGUUCUGGAAGUACUUUCUUCUCACAUAUGUGGGCUAAGAUUCUUUCAAUAUUUGAAGAUGCUGUGCUUUGUAUGACAUUUUUCUUUCAUCUUCAAUGCCCUUGGGGUUUGAGGGGCGAAGUGGGUUCAGCUGAAUGGCUUCAUUUCUGGAAGAUCUUAGGGGAACAAGGCUGACCUCAGGAUUACUGGGCUGCAUGUUCUAACUCUGGGGAAGCAGGGUCAAGAAACUAGUCUGUUCUCUGGUCACUCAAGGUUAGAAAUUUACUGAACUGGAGGGGCUGAUGUAUUCCUGUUAUAAUGCCCACAGUAUUCAAAUAGAAGUGUGGCAGCCAUAGUACAUCAUUGGGUUGGUGGCAGUGGAAUCCAUGCUCACUUGCUUAUGCAAACAGUCUCAACAGCAUGGAAGUGUGCACAUGUGUCUGAUGGGGAGGGGCACUGAAAGAGGAGGGUUUAGCAUUGUUCAUGUUAGAACUCAUGCCAGUGGUUGCAACAGAUACAAGACCCUGGAGGAGACUACUUGGUUGCCACCCAUGUGCACAUUUGCACUUGGGGAAGAAUGGCAAGGUUGGAGUUGCUGGUGUUCAUUUGCAUCAGUAACAACACACAAAGGGUAAGGUUACCAUUGUUCAUGCCCACCAGUGAUGGCCCUGUAGGGGUGGGAUUACUAACACCUAUAAAUAGAUUUGUGCUCUCUGAUAAGCCAAGUUUAGUUUCAAUAUACAGAUUUCUGGUUUGUAGAUGUUACAUUGCUGUGUAUGUAUAUGUAUGCAUGUCACAUUCAGAUUUGGUUAGCGUUAUAUUGUCAUAUAACUUUAAGUCAGGUAAUGUGAUAAUUCCAGCUUUGUUCUUUUGGCUCAGGAUCACUGUGUCUAUUCUUUGUCUUGUUCCUAUUUCUGUGAAAAAAUCACACUGUCAUUUUCAAACUAUAAAUUGCUAUACAUAGUAUGGGCUUUUAACAAUACAUCUUCUCCUACUAAAUGAACAUGCAGUAUCUUUUGAUUUACUAGUGUCCUCGUCGUUUUCUAUCAGUGACUCAUAGUUUUCCUUGUAAAUACACUUUACUUUAUUGGUUAAGUUUCUUCCUAUAUACUUAUUUGUAUUUAUUGGGUUAUUUAUAAUUCUCCCUUUCUAAUAUGAGUAACUAUUUCUUCCUCUUCUUUCUUACACUAUUAAAGUAUUCUAUAUUUGUGUACCUUUUUCUAUGAGUUGUAAACAUUCAGACGUUUUCCUUUUGCUUAUUAAUGUCCUUAUCAUUCAGACUGAAUUACACUUUUUAGCAUUUCAUGUAAGACAGGUCUGAUGUUGACAAAAACUCCUCACCUGUUGUGUGACUAGUAAAGCAUUUUUUUCAAGUUUGAAGAAUAUUUUGCUGGAUUUGAUAUUCUAAUUUGGCAGGUUAUUUCCUUCAACAAUAAAUAUGUCAUCAGAGCCCGGAGUAUUGAGCCGCUGUGCUGAGUGGCGCCGUGGUCUACGCGCUUCUUGGACACCAUGUCUCACCUGCCAAUGAAACUCCUGCGCAGGAAGAUCGAGAAGUGGAACCUCAAAUUGCGGCAGCAGAACCUAAAGUUGCAGCAGUGGAACCUAAAGUUGCAGGGGGCCUCAAAUCUGACCCUAUCAGAAACUGAAAAUGGAGAUGUGUCUGAAGAAACAAUGGGAGGUAGAAAGGUUAAAAAAAUCAAACAUUCUAUGAAUGUGGGCUUCUCAGAAGCUCAAAAUGGAGAUGUGUCUCAAGAAGCAGUGGAAAAUAUAAAAGUUUAAAAAUCUCCCCAGAAAUCCAUCGUCUUAACCAAUGGAGAAGGAGCAAUGCAGUCUCCCAAUUCAGAAUCGAAGAAGAAAAAGAGAAAAGUGGUGAAUGAUGCUGGGCCUGACACAAAAAAAGCAAAAACUGGAAACCAAGGGGAAUCUGAAGAAUAAAGUGCCAAGACUCGUAAAGAAACAGAAAAUAAUGUGGAGAAGCCAGAUAAUGAUGAAGAUGACAGUGAGGGGCCCAGUCUGCCCCUGGGACUGACAAGAGCUUUUGAGGAUACUUCAUUUGCUUCUCUAUGUAAUCUUGUCAAUGAAAACACUCUGAAGGCAAGAAAAGAAAUGGGUUUUAUAAACAUGACUGAAAUUCAGCAUAAAAGUAUCAGACCACUUCUGGAAGGCAGGAAUCUUCUAGCAGCUGCAAAAACAGGCAGUGGUAAAACCCUGGCUUUUCUCAUCCCUGCAGUUGAACUCAUUGUUAAGUUAAAGUUCAUGCCCAGGAGUGAAACGGGAGUCCUUAUUCUCUCACCUACUAGAAAACUAGCCAUGCAAACUUUUGGUGUUCUUAAGGAGCUAAUGACUCACCACGUGCAUACCUAUGGGUUGAUAAUGGGUGGCAGUAACAGAUCUGCGGAAGCACAGAAACUUGCUAAUGGAAUCAACAUCAUUGUGGCCACACCAGGCUGUCUGCUGGAUCAUAUGCAGAAUACCCCAGGGUUUAUGUAUAAGAACCUGCAGUGUCUGGUUAUUGAUGAAGCUGAUCGUAUCUUGGAUGUUGGGUUUGAAGGGGAAUUAAAGCAAAUUAUUAAACUUUUGCCAACACGUAGACAGACUACGCUCUUUUCAGCCACCCAAAUUCAAAAAGUUGAAGACCUGGCAAGGAUUUCUCUGAAAAAGAAGCCAUUGUAUGUUGGUGUUGAUGAUGAUAAAGCUAAUGCAACAGUGGAUGGUCUUGAACAGGGAUAUGUUGUUGGUCCUACUGAAAAGAGAUUCCCUCUGCUUUUUACAUUCCUUAAGAAGAACCGAAAGAAGAAAUUUGUGGUCUUCUUUUCAUCUUCUAUGUCCGUGAAAUACCACUAUGAGUUGCUGAAUUACAUUGAUUUGCCCAUCUUGGCCAUUCAUGGAAAGCAAAAGCAAAACAAGCGUACAACCACAUUCUUCCAGUUCUGCAAUGCAGAUUCAGGAACACUAUUCUGUACAGAUGUGGCAGCAAGAGGACUGGACAUUCCUGAAGCAGACUGGAUUGUUCAGUAUGACCCCCCUGAUGACCCUAAGGAAUAUAUUCAUCGUGUGGGUAGAACAGCCAGAGGCCUAAAUGGGAGAGGGCCUGCCUUGCUCAUUUUGCGUCCAGAAGAAUUGGGUUUUCUUCACUAUUUGAAACAAUCCAAGGUUCCAUUAAGUGAAUUUGAGUUUUCCUGGUCUAAAAUUUCUGACAUUCAGUCCCAGCUUGAGAAAUUGAUUGAAAAGAACUACUUUCUUCGUAAGUCAGCCCAGGAAGCAUAUAAGUUGUACAUAUGCGCCUAUGAUUCCCAUUCUCUGAAGCAGAUCUUUAAUGUUAAUAACUUAAAUUUGCCUCAGGUUGCUCUGUCAUUUGGUUUCAAGGUGCCUCCCUUUGUUGAUUUGAACAUCAACAGCAAUGAAGGCAAGCAGAAAAAGCGAGGAGGCGGUGGCGGAUUUGGCUACCAGAAAACCAAAAAAGUUGAAAAGUCCAAAAUCUUUAAACAUAUUAGCAAGAAAUCGCCCGACAGCAGGCAGUUCUCUCACUGAGGACAUGCCUUUCUUUCAUCUUGAAUAACUUUGUCCUAAAGUGAAUUUUUUUACCCCUUGAUUUAACAGAAUUUUUGUAGCCUUUAGAAUUUGGACUUCGUAACAAGAGUAUAAAUUGACUUGGGUUGCAAGCACUGAGCACUGUUACUUCUAUCAAGUCUCUCUUUUAUUUUGAGAUACAAAACAGGCUUUGUUUUCUUGGUUGCCCAAGGGCAGAGCAAAGAAUAUAUGGUCUUUCUUAUGAUUAUAUAAUAUUUUAAUUUUAAAUAUCCCUCCCUCAGACAAAUGUAUGUUACUGUUUUAAUAUAAUUCUUUUUGUACCUCUCCUUCUUGUUUGGUGAAGAUUUCUGUGGCAUGGAUUGCUGUUCUUACUGCUGUAAAGGUGACCUAGUAUACUGGGCAGCUGGUGGUAAUGCAGAGAAAGAGUCUCAGGUUAUUUUUUGUUUUUAGUUAUUUCUUGGACCUUGACAAUAUCUCAUGACUCCUCCUGAAAAUGCUGCAGCAUAAAAGAGCAAAGAGCUCAGAAGCACUUUAGGAUUAGGGUGCCAUUGCUUUUAUAGAUUCUUGAUUUCAAAGCAAUGAGUUUUUCUCGGGUGUUUCGGUUUUUUUGGAGCGAAAGCUAUGGGUUGUAAUUUCAAUAAAGUGUCAGUAGCAGUCAUAACAUUCGAUGGGAAGGGGGUAGGAAGAGGGUGAAAUUGAGAUGCUUAAGCCUUAUUUACAUCAAUAGAGGUGUAAUAUACUGCAUUUCUUCAUUUGGUAACAGCAAAGACUAAAAAUGCACAAAGAAUGGUGAUGCUCCUCAAUCAGAUUUGUUUAAUUCAAGGUGGUUUGGAUUUUGGUAAGCCUUUUUACUCUUUAGAGUACUUAGAAGACAGGGGCAACUUCCUUGGACUUAGAGCCAAGCUAUCAAACAGUGCCCAGCACAGGUUAAUGUAAGCUUCUUUCUGAGAAAAAUUACCUCUUCCAGGCCGUGAAACAAAAAAUACAUUUUCUAUGAAGAUUGACAAAAAACAAAGUUAGAAAAAAAAAAAAAACCAAAGUCAGUGAUUUAGUCAGAUGGGUUUUUUGUUAUAGGAGCAUUUGAUUUCUAGUGUUUUGUAUAGUGUAUAACUACAAAACAGUACAUUAUGUAGCAAUUCAAAACCAAAGUUGCUAGCAUCAUUUGGCUGUUGUACCAGUUAAUCAUAGGAUCCCAUUAAAUGUAAGAAGUGCUAACAUCUAAUGUAGAGGAAACUGUUUGUUAAAGAACAUUCCAGUAGGAAAAGAAAAGAACAAUCUUCUAUUUCUGGGCUUGGCUGUCAUCAGCCUGGUCAGACCUGUCCUAGGCUUCCAACCUUGACUGCUGGGCUCCUGGACUGGCUUCUUGGAUUCCUAUUUCCUAUUUCCUAACUCCCUCCAGGAUCAUGUUUUCCUUCCCCCCCCACCAGAAAUAAUGUUUUUUAAAAGACAAAAACAAAGGGAAGAAUAUUUAAUUACUGAGCAGAAAUAAAUACUACUGAUAUUUUGUACAUAAUCUAAUUUUUAUAUGCAUGUUUGUGCUUUUUAAUUUUUUUUAUCAAAAAUGAAGUCAUCUACAUACUGCUUGUAACCAGCUUGUUUCAUAACAUGGUAUUUUCCUGUGUCAUUAAAUAAUUACCUCAUAUUGAAAAAAAAUAUAUAUGUCAUCAUACUCCUAGACUGUAAACUCUUCACUACCAGAUGUAUCAGAGCUCCUUUAUAAUUUUUUUUGUUUUGUUGCAGUUUUUAGGACCGUUUAAAUUUUCCUCGACCUCUGGACAUUUGAUUGUUACAUUCCUUGACAUACUCUUAUUUUAGUUGAAUCUGCUUGUUUCUGUUUUACUUGUACUGUCUUGUACCUGGGUAAUCACAUCUAGAUAUACACAUAUAUAUGUCAGCUCACUGUAACUUCUACCUCACAAGUUCAAGUGAUUCUAGUGCCUCAGUCUCCCAAGUAGCUGGGACUACAGGUAUAAGCUACCAUGCCCAGCUAAUUUUUAUACUUUUAGUAAGAGAUGGGGAUUUCACUAUGUUGGCCAGACUGGUCUCGAACUCCCAACUUCAGGUGAUCUACCCACCGCAGUCUCCCAAAGUGCUGGGAUUACAGGUGUGAGCCACCAUGCCCAGCCUUUUUCUCUAAACUUUCACCUCCAAACUCUCUCUAAGAAUGGUAAGCCUGACAUUUCAAGAUUAUUUUCUUCACCUUGUAGGCAUGCUUCAUUCUUUUUGCUUUUUUCUCACUGUGUAUUUUCAUAUAGCCUGUCUUUAACAAUACUGAUUCUUCUUUUGCUUGAUCAUUUCUGCUAUUGAGACCUUAUGGUGCAUUUCUCCAUUCAGUCACGGUUUCUCAGUUCCACUAUUUAAGUUUGUUUCAUCUAUUAUUUCAGUAUUUGUUAAAUUUCUUUAAUAAACUCCUAAAUUGCUUUCCUGCAAUAUCAUGGUGUUUGGUAUUAUCCCAAAAUGUUUCUCUUGAAUUAUUAACCUGACAUCACCAUCUUAUUAGGGUCAGUCAGUGGCUACUUGUUCUGUAUAUCUGAGAAGGUCAUGGUUCAUAGUAAUUUUGAAUUUCCUGUAUGAGAGGCAACUUAGCUACAUCCCUCCAAAACUAGAUCCAAUAGUCCUUAAAGACGUCACGUCUCCUGGAUGGGUGUUGUGCUUGAGGAAGUUCUUCAGUGGUCCAGGCAUUUAAGAGUUAGGUAUUUAUAGAAUCUUGCCUGUGGUUCCAUAAAACAGUAAGUGGUAAUUUUCUCUUUUAAAGUGGCUUGAAUCCUACAGGUAAAGCACAAGCAGGCAGGGUAAUCAGAAGCCACUCUGUUAUUCUGGAAGCUGCAGAGAAAGGGAACCCAGAAACCUGGUAUGCCAGUAAAAAGGGACACAAUAGGAGAAAUUGGUUAAUUCAUCAAGGCUUUGCCUGAAAUGGCAUGCUUCCCUUAAGGAAUCAAAGUUGAUUUGUACAGCCAAUUAAGCCUGUUGGGGAAUCUGGCUUCAUACCUUGUCCCCACAGAGCCCCCGUACAAGGUUCCUAACCUGUGACCCUGCACUUGAUGGAUCAGCUGCCACCACCCAGAUCAAUAAACUGACUCAUCCGAUCUUGUGGCCCCCCGCAUCCAGGAACUGACUGGACACAAGAAGACAGCUCUCCCUAUGAUUUCAUCUCUGAUCAAUCAGCACUCAUGGCUCACUGACUUCCACCGACACAUCAAGCUACCCUUAAAAAAUCUGCUUCCCAAAUGCUUGGAGAGACUGAUUUCAAUAAUAAUAAAACUCUGGAGACACACACAGACACACACACACGCACAUACACACACACACGAGUUAGGUAUUUAUUCCAGUCUUUGCAGUCUAUACUACUUUGCAGCUGCUCUUCACAGGGCGUUUAAAAAAUUAAAUGUGAUUGUGUUGUUUCAUCUAAUAAUGUAAUCAUUGCAGUCAUUUCAUCACUAGAGGGCGACCUAGGACCAGGAACACAGGCACACUUGAAGACUCCCACAUACACAGCACUGGUGGACGUGAGAAAUACAAGGAUACAACUUCCUGGAUUACUAGGCUUAUACCCUCACUGUCUCAUAUUUUGUUCCCCCAAUUGGAAUAAGCCUCUGUGCACUCAGUUGCCAAGACUUGAGGAAGGGUUACUAAAAUUCCUUAUUACUGUAUUGCAGUUUCUCUCAUAUUAGGUUGCUUGCACUUUGCUUUAUAUAUUUUGAUGUUCUGCUGCAGGGUGCAUACAUAUUUACGAUUUUUAUAACGUCUUCCUGAAUUGAUCCUUCACAAGUAUUAUGUAGUAAUAUUUUUGUCUUUUUCACUUAAUAGGUAUUAAGUGAAAACUUUGGUAUCUAAGUACAGCUCCUGUAGCUAUUUAUUGGUUUCCAUUUCUAUCAAACACCUUUUUGCAUCUCUUCACUUUUAGUCAAUGUGUAUCUAUAUAAGUUAAUUUUUUUACAUGCAGCAUAUAGUUGGGUCUUGAUUUUUUAAAAUAUCCAUUGAGCCACUCUCUUUUAUUUCUUUUGAGGGUGGGGUCCUAGAACAAUAUUACUGAUAGGUAAGAAAUCACUAUUGACGUUUUGUUUGGUACUUUUUUGUCGUUUUAUCAAUUAUUUUUCCUUCCUUCUCCCACGUGGCUAAGUGAUUUUCUUUGGUAGUAUCUCAUAAAAAGUAUUUUGAAACAGAUGAUAAUUUUCAGCAUAAGAAAUAUAAACAGCCAAUCAAUUUUAUACUUUAACUCAACCCCCCCACAUUUUAACUUUCUCAUGUCUAUUUUUAUAUUGGCUAUAUUUUAUGAUGCUGCUAUACUUUUCAUAAACUUGCACCUUACUCUUAUGAAUAUGAGAAGCUUACAUAUUCUUAUAAGUAUUAAUUUCUUCUGAAUUUGCCUAUGUAUUUGCAUUGGCCACUGAGUUUUGUAACAUCAAACUUUUUCUCUUUGGACAUUAGCAUAACUUUUUCAUCAUAAAGAAGUUUUCAUUUCUUCAAUGAUGAGUCUAAUGAAUUCUCACCAUGUUUUCUUCCUUUCUGUAAACGAUGUUAUCUCUUAAUAUUCCAAGGAAAUCUUGUGUGGAUACAGUAUUGUUGGUUAAUUUUUUUCCUUUAGUAUUUUAUGUCAUUUUACCCUCCCCCCUUGCCCCGAUAGAUAUACAAUUUCUGAUCAGAAGUCUGUUAACAACAAAUUGAAAGUACAUGUUACUUGCUUUUCUCUUGCUGUUUUCAAUGUCCUUUUUCUUUGUAGUAUGUUUUUGAGAUUACAUAUAAGCCUUGGGGUAUUCUUAUUUAAACUGAAUCUAUUUGGUCUUCAACAUUGUUGUACCUGAAUAUUUGUACCUUUCACUGCAUUUGGAAUAUAUUCUGUUAUUUCAUUGAAUAAGCUUUCCUGCCCUUGCUAUAACAAAACUACUACUUGAACACCAAUGAUGACUUAAUUUGCCGUUUGGACGUUAUUCUCUAUAUCCUGUAGAUAUUCUCUAGACCUUUUCAUUCCAUUUCUUUAAUCUCUACAGAUUCCCCAAUACCCUAUAUUUAAGAUCACUAUUUUUCUAUUCUUGAUCCAUUCUGCUAGACAGCCUCUAAUAAAUUUUUCAAUUCAAACAAUUACUUCUCAUUUGCAAUACUUAUUUGGUAUAUUUUAUUAUUUCAAUCACUUCAUCAAGUUUCUAAUAAAUUCUUGGAUUUUUUUUUCAUUAUACUGGGUUCUACUACAUUUCCUUAAAAUUGCAUUUAUAAAUUCUUGAUUUUUGAGCUCAAACAUUACCAUAUCAUUAUGGUUGGCAACUGGUUCCAUGCUUUCUCUGUUCAUGGUGGUCACGGUUCAUGGCUUGCGGCUGUUUCUUGUAGACAUAUGCCUAUAGUUUCACACUGAAUCAUUAUGUACUUAUUCCAGUCUCAGUGGUCUAGCUUCCUUUGGUCCUCCUAGAGUAUGUUUUCUUAGAUAUUACUUGCAGUUUUUGAGACUACUUAAUCUGUUAGUGCUGCCUAUUUUAGAUUUGACUCAGCUCUCACAAACAUUUUGAGCAUUGCCCAUACCACAUAGGGGUACCAAAAUCAAUCCUUUGGCUGUACAGGAAGGUUGGAUAGGCAUUUGUGCAAAGAAAUAUGAACUCUACCUAUUGCAUUAUAGUACUGCUGAACAGCCACUCUGACUUAAAAUCUAUGUUGUCUGAUGUAAAGUCAAUUAUUUUUCAGGCUAGAGUUGUGAAUCUCAACUGGCCCAACUGUCUUUCACUGCCAUCAUGGGAUUUUCUCCCUACAAGCGCACACAAUACUUCCUGUUUGUUAAGCUAUUAACAGUUUUUCAACAAGAGAAGCCAAGAUGGUGAAGAAGCUGUCUGCGAAAAUCUCACAUUUAUCCCAUGUUGAAUUGAUGAAUGUGGAGAAAUUUUUCCACACAUGAUGGCAGGCAGAUAAGACUGUCAAAAAUACAGAACAAACCCUUUAUCUGGUCCACGUUUUUCACUUCUCUGUAGUCUCAGGAAAUGUCUCAGCUUCAGAUUUCAGUUCUGGAAAAUUACUUGUGAUAAUAUGGGUGCUGAAUAUAUUACUGAUGUUCUAUGAGGGUAAGUAAAACCAGAGUAUUUUACUUUGAGAUUUUGGUGAAGCACUCUAUUCCUGAUUUCACAAAUAUGCCGAAAUUAAUUGUUGUAGUUAUUAAUAGUUUAUAGAUGGACAUGAUGGCAGGUGCCAAUAAUACCAUCAAAUCAGAAGGCUGAAGAGGGAAAAGUGCUUGAACCCAAAAGUUUUACACCAGCCUGGGCAACAUAGCAACAGCCACCUAAUUGAAAAAGUUUUGUGUAUUAACCUAAACAAUGAAGAUAUACAUUAUUUGUAUGCCACCAUUAAAGUACAUCAGUAUUGUGAAUUUGAGUUUUACUUACCUUUUACCAGUGAGUUUUAUACAUUCCUGAUUUUGUAUUAUGCAUGAGCUUUUUCUUUCAACUUGAAGAAUUCCCUCUAACAUUUCGUUUUAAUGAAUAACAAGAAAAGAGAGGUGAAGUCUUCAAUAAUAUUUGUGGACCCAUUUCUAUUUUCAGCUUAUUUUCUAGAUAUAUUAAAAUUGCUUAGUUCCAUCCAAAUAUUGGAAUUUAGGAAUUAUCCCAGAUAAUUUUCCCUGUCAUUUAUGUUUCUGUUUCAUCCAUCCAUUGGUAAGUGUUCACAUUACUUAUCAUUUUUCUUAUUCUUCCGUAUAAGCUGUUACUCUCCUGUAUUAAAACCAUUUUUCUAGGUGCUUACAUAUUAUGUUAAAAUAAAGACUCACAAAAUGCUGCAAAUACAGUACUGUUUACACAUACCACUUACCUAAAUUCCCCAAUGGUGACAUUUUUCCAUUAAUAUAGUACAAUAUCACAAGCAGCACCUUGACAUUGGUAAAAUGUGCAUAUUUACAUAUUUUAUCACAUAUACAUAUUUUUUUAACCACUGCAUGACUCAGAAUACAGAACUCAUCAGUCAUUAAAAAUGGAUCACAUCCACUAGUCUUAUAAUCCACAUACAAUCUCAACUUCCACCAUCCCUAACAGAUGAAAACAAUAUUCUGUAACUAUUAAUUUUAUCAUGUAAAGAUACCUGAAAAUAAGCAUUAUGUUAGAACUAGAAAUUUGUUUUUCCUUCGGAAUUGAGAAUCAUCUAAGGCUUAUUGUACAGUAAUAGUUUAUUCCUUUUAAUUUUUCAGUUGCACUAUAUAAUAUGGAAGUAACAGACGUAUUUAACUGUUUACCUGGUGAAUAGUUGUUUCCAGGUUCUAUUACAAAUGAAAUUUCUGUGACCACUCAAAUACAGGUUUGCACAAAACAUAAAUUUUGAUUUCUAUAAAAUUGCCCAGGACAGUAAUUGCUCAGCCUAACUACAUGUUUGUUUAGCUUUAAAAGAAAUUGCCAAAUAAUUUUCCAAUGUGGUAUACAGUUUUAUAUUCCCAUCAGCAAUAAAGAUUUAAUUUUUUUCUACAUUAUUCCCAGCCUUUGAAAUCAUUAUGUUUUAACUAUUUCACCUAUCAAAAUAAAUCUGCUAUAGGCCUGGUAAGGUGGCUCACCCGUGUAAUCCCAGAAAUUUGGGAGGCCAAGGAGGGUGGAUCACCUGAGGUCAGGAGUUCGGGACAAGCUAAGCCAACAUGGUGAAACCCCGUCUCUACUAAAAAUAACAAUAAUUUACUGGGUGGGGUGGCAGUCAGCUGUAAUCCUAGCUACUUGGGAGGCUGAGGCAGGAGAAUCGCUUGAACCAGGGAAGCUGAGGUUGUAGUGAGCCAAGAUUGCACCACUGCCCUCCACCCUGGGUGACAGAGUGAUUCCAUCUCAAAACAAAACGAAACAAAAAAAACUCUGCUGUAAUGUCCCAUCAUAGAAUUAAUUUCCAUCAUGUUCUUACUGAAGUUUCUGUAUCUUCCAUAAAACGAUCUUUUACAUUUGCUCAUUUUCCAAUUUAAAGAUUUGGAUUUUUAAUAUUGUCUAUGGAGAAUUAUGUAAAUAUUCUAGCGAUAACUCCAGUGUUGAAUAUGAGAUUUGCAAACGUUUUCCAUGUAGUUUGUAUUUUCAUACUAUUUAUGGUUACUAUGCAAAGCAAAAGAAAUAAGCUUUGAUGUCCUUCCCUUUUUCAAUUGAUUUUUAUUAAUAAACUGUCCUUUUCAUA
Molecule: messenger RNA, 21417 nt
Organism: Callithrix jacchus (white-tufted-ear marmoset)
Lineage: Eukaryota; Metazoa; Chordata; Mammalia; Primates; Cebidae
Source: RefSeq, a predicted model, not a curated record